This is a messenger RNA of Daphnia pulicaria, 2200 nucleotides long. RefSeq names its product major facilitator superfamily domain-containing protein 12-like. Lineage: Eukaryota; Metazoa; Arthropoda; Branchiopoda; Diplostraca; Daphniidae. Gene Ontology annotation, cellular component: membrane. Gene Ontology annotation, molecular function: symporter activity. Bases 446 to 1996 code for a protein of 516 amino acids. The transcript is spliced from 10 exons. Gene Ontology annotation, biological process: carbohydrate transport. The record is from RefSeq and is a predicted model, not a curated record.
AAUUUCCGGGGGCGUUUAUUUUGAUAACAAAUACCAGAAGUGAAAGGCAAUGAAUCUUUCAAGUGAGCUCCGUCUUUUUCAAUUGUGAUUUCUCCACUUACAAGAGGGCUGUAUAUUGAGAGCACUCAGCAGUUGUGAUAGAAAACCCAGAGAUAAAAGUCGCCUUGAAAUUUUAGUGAAUCAACUGCUGCUAGUCCUGCUGGCUCUUUGCCCGUCUUUGUCUUAAGUUAUGCAACAACAUCGAUGAAGAAAACACCCAUUUUUCAGGGACACACUUGAUUUCCGCUUUCUUCUUUUUAGUUGAGUCUGCGUGCGCUGCAAGUAAGGACAAACACUUGCUGCUGAAAGAACAUGUUGGUGCCGUUCUGUACAUAGUAGCAACAACACAAGAUUUAUUGAGCUGUACAUUUUACAUGUGUCAGAUUAUACUCAAUCUACUAAAAGAAUGAGUCUCACAACACAAAUAUCUUCUGGAGAAGGAAGUAUUCAGAAUGAUUUGUCAGCACAAAUGUGUAAGCCUGAUGACGAUUCCAGGUUUAAACUUUCAUGGAAAACUCGGAUUUCUUUCAGUGUUGGCCAUGUGUUAAACGAUCUAACUGCCUCCAUGUGGUUCACAUAUCUUCUUGUGUAUUUCCAUUUGGUUCUGCAGUUUGAUAAUUCCCUUUCAGGAAUUGUUUUAUUAAUUGGCCAAAUUGCUGAUGGAAUUGCUACCCCGUUUGUUGGACUUCAGGUUGGAGAAGCCUAUUCAAAUCCAGGUCAAAAACGAGAUCAAUCAACCUCAAGAUGCUACAGCGGUCUUCUCGGCAAAUUUGGGCCCAGGAAAACAUGGCAUUUCUUUGGUACAAUGUGCAUUUUGGCAAGCUUCCCGUUCAUCUUCAUGCCCUGUGUUGGCUGUUCAAGUUCAUCACAAUGGGCUCAAGUCAUUUAUUUCUCCGGUUUCAUCGUCAUCUUCCAGUUUGGUUGGGCUGCCGUCCAAGUUUCUCACCUGUCGCUUAUCCCAGUGCUAGCUCAUAAUGAGAGUACACGUACGGAACUUACUGCAUUGAGAUACGCCUUCACCGUUGCUUCUAAUAUUACCAUCUACGCCAUGACAUGGGUCACAUUAGGUGUCACCGGAGCCUCGCAACAAGUCGUUGGGCCGGAAGAUGCCUCGGAUUUUCGUGAUGUCGUGCUGAUUGCCAUCGGAAUUGGGGCUCUUUUCUCACUAUUUUUCCACUGCGGAGUAGAUGAAGUGAAACACAAUCAAGUCUAUCAUUCGAACAAGAACGAAUCCAACAGUCCUGCUGCCAUGAAAGCGUUUGAUUGGCUGAAAGAAAAACAAUUUUAUCAGGUCGCCGUUCUGUACAUGGCAACACGUCUGUUUGUCAACCUGUCGCAGGUUUAUUUGCCGCUUUGGCUACAGGAUAAUUUAAAACUGGGCGCAACUUCAGUCGCAACCACUCCUCUGGCUCUUUUCGUCUCUGGAUUCCUUACCUCACUAGCAAUCGGACCUUUGACGCAAGUCGUUGGAAGAAAGGUGGUGUACCUAAUUGGUGCUUUGAUUGGAAUGGGAGCCUGCCUCUAUGUUUGGUUUGGCCAUGGGGAAUUUUUCCAAUCGUACGGCAUUUAUGGCGUUGCUGCGCUGUACGGUGCUGGUGGCUCCACUAUGCUAAUCACUUCAUUAGCCGUAACAGCAGACCUGAUCGGACCCCACGUAGAAUCCGGGGCUUUUGUUUACGGCGCCAUGAGCUUCACCGAUAAACUCUCGAAUGGCCUCACCGUCUUCCUCAUCCAAUACCUGCACCCUUGCGCAUCCUGCUGCCUCGAGUGCAAGCCGUACUACGUCAUGAUUUUAGCCUUGGUCUGCGGCUCUGCCGCUCUGUUAGCGCUAAUGAGCUUGGCCACGAUGAUCCCACUCGACAUCGGUGUCCUACCGAAAGGCUACCAGCGGAUUUCCAGUGACACGGAAGACGACGUCACUCCUGAAUCGCAUCAAAGUAUUUCUGUCAUGGCUUGACGAGAGAAAUAAGCUCUUCAUGGCCUGCAGCGUGCUCUCUGUUAUGUGCCUGCCGUGAAUUGGUAACCAAUCGGUCUGGUAAACCUGUUUUUUUAUUUCUUCGCUGCAAAGAAAAACACCGGUCCUUUGAAAAUUUAAUUUGCGCAUGAACGACAAAUGUCUAUUUUUCUAUGAAAAUGAAUGCAAAUUUCUUUUGGUCUCUUU